CGCCCGCGCCGCCGCCGCCGCCGGCGCCCUCAACCGAUGCCUGCGCGCGCUCGGCAGCAGCUGGAAGAACCUGCUACACUCCGGCCGCCCAAGGCGACGCCGCAGGUGAAGAAGGUGCCGCCGCCGGCCGUGCCCGACGUCUUCCGCCACUCGGGCUCCUCCUUCGGCUCGUCGGCCUCCGCGGGCUACAGCAGCGCCGGCGAGGAGGGCUUCCUCACGCCCGCCGCCGACGCCGCCGCCUCGCAGCCCAGAGAGGGUUGUGACCACGCGGAGGUCUAUGCGAUGGCCAACAAGUCCCCCGGCUCGCAAUUCUCGUAUCCAGCGUUCACCUUUCCAGGACCCCAGUACACUCAACUAAUGCACGCGGGCAAGGGAUCUGCCUACUACCAUCAGCUGUCCCUGCAGGAGGACCAGGGUAUUGAUAUGACGCAGAGCCCCGGCAGGGACAGCCCCGGGUCGUCGGGGUCGGGCUCCGGCUCGGGGUCGCGCCACAGCACGGCCAGCCUGGACAGCGGGCGCGCCUCGGGCUACCACCUGCUGGGGCCCGGGGGCAGCGUGAGCAGCGCAGGCAGCGGGGGCGGCGGCGGCGCGGGCGGCGCGGCGCGCGGGGGCGGCGGCAGCGGCAGCGGCAGCGUGCUCUCGUCCAGCCCUCGCUGCUCGCUGUCGUCGUCGUCCUUGGGCUCCAGCGAGCACGGCGGCCCGGCCACCAAGGAUCAGGAUGUUAUACACUCGUGGUUACUCGAUUUACACUUUGAAGAGUACUUCCCACUCUUUGCCUCAGCUGGUUAUGAUAUGCCAACAAUAAGCCGCAUGACUCCUGAAGACCUCACAGCUAUUGGAAUCAAGAAGCCAAAUCACAGGAAGAAAUUGAAAGCUGAGAUUGCUCAACUAAAUAUAUCAGAUGGACUUCCAGAUUACAUCCCUGGAUCAAUGGAAGAAUGGUUGAGACUUCUGAGACUCGAAGAAUAUGGCCCACAGCUCCAUCAGCAAGGGUAUCGAACAGUAGAAGACGUCACUCAGUUGACAUGGGAAGAUCUUGAAGAUAUAGGGAUAGUAAAACUCGGCCAUCAGAAGAAAAUUCUUCUGGCUAUCAAGCGAGUCAAAGAUGUGCGUGCUGGGAAACGUUUCCCACCCACUGGUGGGGGCAUUGACCUCGCACGAUUACCCCCUCACCCUGGCCAGACACAGGACGUGUUGAUCACGACGGGGCCUGGCGGGGGGUUGCACUCUCCGGAUGAGGGCGACUGUAUGCCCCCUGCCCACGUGCACGCGGCGUACCACUCCUUCCACCAGCCCUGGGAGCUGGAGGGCAGCCGGCAGCAAUUGCUUGGCCUCGGCCUGGGCCAUGGCCACGUGUUUAGCACCACCACCACUAUGACCACCGCACCACCACCGUUCUUCCAACCUAUGUAUUGUCCAGAUAUUAUCCGCGGCGGGCGCGGCAAGUCGCUGGAGUCGCUGGAGGACGCCGGCGAGCGCGAGCGCGCGGCCGGCGCUGCCUGCCACACCUUCAGCGCCGAGCACACGCACACCUUCUACUACGCCGCGCACAUGGCGCCGGGCCCCUGCGGCUGGCGGCCGCGCUCCUACGACGACGGCGACAUCACGCCCACCAACGAGGUGCGUCCCGGCCCCUUCCACCGCACUUCAGUUAAACCGGCUUUUCAUGGCUUUGGAAACGUCAUUUUAUUUUGUUUGUUGACCAGUUUAUGUAGUCCUCUCCAAGUAUUCCUUAAUGAGAGUGUUUCUCGGAGUUAUUUGAUGGGAAAUGCUGAAAAAAAAGAAAGGAAAGAAAAAAAGAAAAGAAACAUUAUCUGCUCUCGCAGUCAUUUCCUCCAACAUUGUGAUGAACACAGUUGUGACUGCUUGUUGAUCCCACAGGUGACAGUGGAUCUGCAUUCCACGGCAUCCUCGCCGUUAUCCUUGCCUGCCUAUCCCAGCUCUGAUGAGCUGGCCAGUGGCACUGAAGAUGAGCUGCCGCUGCCUCCUCCACCUGCGCCAGGAUCUCCUCCCACUGCUCGUCUCUCAGCACUGUCACGCUCGUGGACUGCGAUGCCAGCCGGUGCUGAGGCACACGCUGCUGAGCAAGACUUGCUCAGCUCCCUUGCACUGCAGCAGAGCCGAAAUGGUUCCGAUGCCAGUUUUAAGUCAAGUUCCAGUACAGAGUCUGACUCCCUCCCUUUUGCCAAUGAAAAUGCUGGAACCAUAAAGCAGAGAGCUACCCGGCCUCAUCCAACCCUCACAACAAUGGACUAUCCAAAAACUGAGUAUACACCACCAAAACGGUUACCCAGCGAUCUCGCUGCUAGUCAGAAGGCGCUAAGAGAAAGAUCUGAGUCCAAGGAGCCAGCUGAUGUGCUGAAUGACAUUGGCAACAUGUUGGCCAACCUGACUGAUGAACUGGAUGCCAUGCUUGAAGAAGAGAAACGUCAGGGUCUGAGUCAGUGAGCUGUUAGUUCCUAGACCAAGGGCAUCCUGAGGAGGGGUGUUCCUUGUGGGGGGUUGGCCACCAAGAAAAGAAGAGAUUGUCUGCAAGUUGUGGUUGGGAAUUAUUAAUUGAAGUCAAGAGUUUGAAAAGAUUUGCCGAUUACAGCUUGUCCCAAGGCAGAAGUAGUAUUGUGUAGGUGUAUUCCUGAAUGAGACAUGAAAUAACCAAUGAAGAGUGUUUCAAGCACAGAGCAAAUUAUGAGCAGUGUGUUUUAAUGUCAAAUUGUACACUGUGUUAUUCUGUAGAAAUGAACAUUCCAUAGUUAUGUUCUCUCAAUAUUUGUCAUUGGCUACAAUGUUUAUCCACCAAAUGAUCAGAAGUGCCAGGUUUAUUCAUGAAUACACCCUUUUCCAAUGGUAUUUCUGUAUUUGGGAUUUUAUUGGUAACUAUCUUUGAAAAGUUAUAUCAUAACCUUUAGAACAAUUCCUUUUUUUAAGAAAUUUGAUAUUGAUCAUUUGAGAUGCAAAGUGUUUGUUUAAGUUCUCUUGUAUUGUUGAUGGGCAUCUUGCUAGCAGGACUCACAACUCUCUCAACUUGUUAGUUGUACUGUUUUGUAAUGAGGUGCAGACUAUGCCAGACACAGACCUAUGUGUAUAGUUUAUUAUUAACUUGUAGAUUUUUGUACAAAAAUAGCAAUAUUAUAUGCCACACUAGACUCUAGGAAGCUGUAGAUUAGCUGGAAAUAAUGAGACCUCCAUUAAUGUGAGCUGAGGGUGCCAAGGCUUUCAUCACCUGCAAUGUGGCCGGAGGGUCACGUGAGCCAGACGCACAGAUACUUGAGGGAACAUUCCUAACUCCGUUGAGUACCACUUGCCUGUGAACUCAAUUUAACAGUACCCACUGACUCAUCUAUGUUCACCCUGUUAGUUUAAAUAAUAUGAAGUGUAUAUAUAUAAAAAGAAAUAUAAAGUUAAAAUACACA
This is a messenger RNA of Gryllus bimaculatus (two-spotted cricket), 3410 nucleotides long. NCBI's taxonomy places the organism in Eukaryota, Metazoa, Arthropoda, Insecta, Orthoptera, Gryllidae. The record is from the annotation of a GenBank genome assembly.